This is a messenger RNA of Bursaphelenchus okinawaensis, 1574 nucleotides long. The record is from the annotation of a GenBank genome assembly. NCBI's taxonomy places the organism in Eukaryota, Metazoa, Nematoda, Chromadorea, Rhabditida, Aphelenchoididae.
AUGUCGUUCAACAUCCGCGAACAGUUCCACACUGACAAGCUUAUCUCUCAUCGGUUCGCCGAGUUGGACACCCGCGGCAAGGUCCAAGCCGAAUACAUUUGGAUUGACGGAACUGGCGAACACUUGAGAUGCAAGACCAGAACUUUGGACAAGGCUCCCAAGUCUCCUGAAGGUAUGCUGCGACAAUAUUUUCGAUUUUUUUUUGUUACUGUUAGAAGUUUUUCAUUUUUUCGAAAAAUUUUGGGAGAUUCGGCAGGUUUUUAAUUAUAACUUUUGGGGAAGUAGAGCUAAAGAUCUGAAAAUUUUAGUGAAGGUAGAUAAUUCAGUUGGCUACCUUAUCCAAAAAAGAAAAUUUUAAAAUUUUUUGGCAUUUCGAAGUUACAGUAAUUUUACCGUAACCUACUUUUUUCAAAAUUUUUCAUUUUUUAAAAUUAUUUUAUAUUAAAAAUUGAAACAUAUAUGUUGUAAAGCACGAAAAGCUGUAUAUAUUCAAGAAGUUUUACGUUGGCAUCAUGAUUUAUGGAAGAGUUUAAACCAUUUUUUUUUCAGACCUCCCCAUCUGGAACUUUGACGGUUCUUCGACCGGCCAAUCCGGUGGAGCCGACUCCGAUGUCUUCUUGAAGCCAGUAGCCAUCUACAAGGACCCCUUCCGUCUCGGCGAGCAUGUCCUAGUAAUGUGUGAGACCCUGGACAACAAACUCCAACCUCACCCCACCAACAACCGUCGUCGUUGUCUUCAGACCAUGCAAGCGGCCAAGAACGAGCACCCAUGGUUCGGAAUGGAGCAGGAAUACACUCUGUUGGACGUGGAUGGACAUCCAUUCGGCUGGCCCAAGAACGGCUUCCCCGGCCCACAAGGACCCUACUAUUGUGGAGUUGGAGCCAACAAGGUUUACGGCCGUGAUAUUGUAGAAGCUCACUACCGUGCUUGUUUGUACGCUGGAAUAAACAUCUCCGGAACGAACGCUGAAGUCAUGCCAGGACAGUUUGAGUUCCAAGUCGGCCCAAGCGAAGGUAUCAACAUGGGCGAUGAACUAUGGAUCGCCAGAUGGUUGUUGCACAGAAUCGCCGAAGAAUUCGGAGUUAUUGCCACUUUGGACCCCAAGCCAAUCAGCGGCGACUGGAAUGGAGCCGGCUGUCACACCAACUUUUCCACCGAGAAAAUGCGCAAACCCGGAGGCUAUAAAGAGAUCAUUUCGGCCAUUGAGAAGUUGUCCAAGUCCCACAACGAACACAUUGCCUACUACGACCCAUCGGGUGGUGCUGACAAUGCUCGUCGUCUGACCGGACUUCAUGAAACCGCCUCCAUCUCGAACUUUAGCUACGGCGUAGCGUCACGAUGUGCUUCAGUCAGAAUCCCACGUCAAACUGAGGUGGAUCAAUUCGGCUACUUUGAGGACAGAAGACCAUCGUCCAACUGUGAUCCAUACAGUGUGACGGAUGCCAUCGUUCGCACAUGUUGUUUGGGAGUAAAGAAGUUGAGUAAGACCUACACUCCACAAGAUGCGGAAUCGUUGAGAAAGAUGAUCGGCCAAAUGCAACAGUCCAAGAUCCACGAGGAGGAGACGGAAUAA